ACGAGCCCUAACAGCGUCAGACUGAUGGGUUGCGAUUGGGUAACAGACAGACUACAGACUUUAAGCUAGACCCCCAGAAUGGUCUCCUCUCUGAGAGCCUGAGCAACUGAGGGAACGAGCGAAGUGGAGAGAGAGAGAGAGAGAGAGAGAGAGAGAGAGGAGAUGUUUCUAAGAAUGGUGGCGAGGCCGUUGAUGGCCAAGGUGAAGGAGACGACGGGGAUCGUCGGUUUAGAGGUGGUCCCCAACGCGAGGGAGGUGCUGAUCAAACUGUACGCCAAAACCCUAAAGGAGAUCGAGGUCGUGCCUGAAGACGAGGGUUACCGGAAGGCCGUGGAGAGCUUCACCCGCCACCGCCUCAAGGUCUGCCAGGAGGAAGAGGACUGGGAGACGAUCGAGAAGCGCCUCGGCUGUGGCCAGGUGGAAGAGCUCAUCGAAGAGGCCCAGGACGAACUCAAACUCAUCGACAAGAUGAUCGAGUGGGAUCCAUGGGGUGUGCCUGAUGAUUAUGAAUGUGAAGUUAUUGAGGAUGAUGCUCCAGUUCCUAAGCAUGUUCCACUGCACCGACCUGGGCCUCUUCCCGAGGAGUUCUACAAGACAUUGGAUGCUGUUAAUUCCGGCACAUUGCAGGAUGCUAUUUCAAGCUUAAAAAAGGAUGAACCUGCAAUAACAUCUGGGGAUGCGCAACCAAAGGAGUAGUACUGUGCCGCUGGAAGUCAUUUUUUGGAUAUUCAUAGAUAGAUAUCUUAGCUAUCGAAGCUGUAUCCUUGCCCUCUUAAUGGUUCUUGCUCGUUACUUCAAAAUGUGUGAGUUUGCUGAAGGUGAACAGACUUUUGUUGUCAGAAUCAAAGCUUGAACUGACCAAAUAAUUAUUCAGAAAAGCAACCGAGUUGAUUUUCUCC
Molecule: messenger RNA, 899 nt
Organism: Rhododendron vialii
Lineage: Eukaryota; Viridiplantae; Streptophyta; Magnoliopsida; Ericales; Ericaceae
Product: probable NADH dehydrogenase [ubiquinone] 1 alpha subcomplex subunit 5, mitochondrial
Exons: 2
Coding region: 163-696 (177 amino acids)
Biological process (GO): respiratory electron transport chain
Source: RefSeq, a predicted model, not a curated record